Molecule: messenger RNA, 3371 nt
Organism: Brienomyrus brachyistius
Lineage: Eukaryota; Metazoa; Chordata; Actinopteri; Osteoglossiformes; Mormyridae
Gene: erap1b
Product: endoplasmic reticulum aminopeptidase 1b
Exons: 19
Coding region: 212-3028 (938 amino acids)
Biological process (GO): proteolysis; peptide catabolic process
Cellular component (GO): cytoplasm
Molecular function (GO): zinc ion binding; peptide binding; metalloaminopeptidase activity
Source: RefSeq, a predicted model, not a curated record
AUUCGGUACAUUUCUGCGACUUCUCAGCUACUCCUCUGUAUGCUGCUGCUUUGCGUAUUUGAUCAAUUAACUGGCAACAUCAGCAGUGACCGAACUUAAAAUGACGUUUUUAUGUACAUUUAGUUUUUAUUUAACAGAUGGUGGAUAAUAGCUUAAUGUACUUAAGGUGAAAAUUUCUAAGGAAAGGAGAACGGUCUGGAAAACGUCAAGAAUGUACGUCUCAUUCAGCAUUCUUCUCCAACUUGUCCAAUUGACUCUCUGUCUUUCUGGUGAGACUGAGAGUAAAGAUGGGGUUACAUUUCCCGUGGCAGCUGAUGGUCAGCCUUUCCCUUGGCAUAAAAUGAGGCUCCCUGAAACAAUUAGACCACUGCACUAUGACCUUCGCAUCCACCCCAACUUGACCUCACUCGACUUCACUGGAACCGUUGAGAUCCACCUGGAGGUUCUGCACAACACAGACAGCAUAAUCCUUCACAGCAAAAACCUACAGAUCUCCAAGGCGGUACUUCUGGAGUCAGACAAGCAUCACCCACUUAAGGUUCUGGAGUUGCCUUCCUUUGAGCAGGUGGCUCUUGUCACUGAUGCCCUCAGAAUAACCUCAGGACGGCGAUAUAGAGUUCGCAUGGACUUUGCUGCUAACCUCUCAGACAGCUUUCACGGCUUUUACAAAAGCACCUACCGGACACGGCAAGGAGAAGUGAGGUCCCUCGCAGCCACCCAGUUUGAGCCAACCCAUGCCCGUGCUGCCUUCCCCUGUUUUGAUGAACCGGCCUUCAAAGCCAAUUUUUCCAUUCGGAUCAUUAGAGAAGCUAAACACAUAUCACUGUCCAAUAUGCCAAAGGUGAAGACUGUAGAGUUGCCAGGAGGACUGCUGGAAGACCACUUUGAUGUCAGCGUGAAGAUGAGUACUUACUUGGUGGCCUUCAUUGUUUCAGACUUCCUGUCUAUCAGUGGCACAAGUCAACAUGGAGUCAAGAUAUCAGUGUAUGCUGUUCCAGACAAGAUCAACCAGACAGAAUAUGCUUUGAAUGCUGCAAUUAAGCUUCUGGACUUCUAUGAUGAUUAUUUUGGCAUUCCAUAUCCACUUCCCAAACAAGACCUGGCCGCUAUCCCUGACUUCCAGUCGGGAGCCAUGGAGAACUGGGGCUUGACCACUUACCGCGAGUCUGGGCUCCUCUUUGACCCGCAGAAGUCGUCUGCCUCUGAAAAGCUAGGAAUCACCAUGGUCAUCGCCCAUGAGUUGGCACACCAGUGGUUUGGCAAUCUGGUGACCAUGCACUGGUGGAAUGAUCUUUGGCUAAAUGAGGGCUUUGCCAAAUUCAUGGAGUUUGUGUCCGUCAACAUUACCAACCCCGAGUUGCAAGUGGAGGAUUAUUUCCUGAGUAAAUGUUUUGAGGCCAUGGAGGUAGAUGCUCUGAGCUCAUCUCACCCUGUUUCCACACCUGUGGAGGACCCAACAGAAAUUCAGGAGAUGUUUGAUGACGUUUCGUACGAUAAGGGAGCUUGUAUUUUAAACAUGCUGAGAGAUUUUCUCACACCAGAAGCCUUUAAAACUGGUAUUGUCCGAUACCUCCGACGCUAUAGCUACCAGAAUACAGUCAACGCCCACCUAUGGGAAAGUCUUACCAAUUUCUGCUCAUCAGAUGAAGCCGAUGAAGAAAGACUUACUGGAGGUGAAAACUGUUCUGGGAAGAGACGUCACACUGGAGCCUCAAAGUGGUACAUGGAGGAUGAACUGAACGUGCGUGAAAUGAUGGACACCUGGACCCUGCAGGAAGGCUUCCCAGUGGUGACUGUGGAGGUCAGAGGUCGAGAGGUCAGAUUAAGUCAGGAGAGAUACCUUAAAAGUAAAGAGCCCUCCCAGACCUCAGGGUUCCUCUGGCAGAUACCGCUGACCUAUGUCACCAGCACCUCCAACACCGUUCAUCGAUUCCUGCUGAAAACUAAAACAGAUGUGCUCUACCUGCCAGAGGAAGUUGAAUGGAUCAAGUUUAAUGUGGACAUGAGUGGGUAUUAUAUCGUCCACUAUGAAUCCAGUGGUUGGGAUGCGCUGAUCUCACUGCUAAGGCACAACCACACAGCGCUCAGCAGCAAUGAUAGGGCCAGCCUGAUCAACAACAUCUUCCAGCUAGUCAGUAUUGGAAAGGUUCCCCUUGACAAAGCAUUGGAUCUGAGCCUCUACCUGAGUAAGGAGACUGAGAUCAUGCCAGUGACGCAGGGCCUCGGUGAGCUGGUGCCCCUCUACAAGCUCAUGGAGAAGAGGGACAUGGAGGACCUGGAGAACCAGAUGAAGGGCUACAUUGUGCGUCUGUUCCGGGACCUGAUUGACCGGCAGUCCUGGAGCGACGAGGGCACAGUGUCCCAGCGGAUGCUGCGCAGCUACCUGCUGCUCUUUGCCUGCGUUCGUGGCCACCCGCCUUGCACACGCACUGCUACGGAGUUCUUCAGCAAGUGGAGGGAGUCCAAUGGUACCAUCAGUUUGCCCAGCGAUGUCAGCUUGGCAGUGUACGCAGUGGGGGCACGUACCGAUGAGGGCUGGGACUUCCUGUUUGAGAAGUACCGGCAGUCUCUCUUCCCCUCUGUCAAAAGCCAGAUCAAGACGGCCUUGUCCAUCAGCCCACUGCCACAUAAGCUCCAGUGGAUUAUGGGACAGGGUCUGGCCGGGGAUGUCCUGAAGACACAGGAUCUGCCCAACCUUUUGGUUUCCGUCAGCAAAAACCCAAAAGGCUACAAGCACGCCUGGGAUUUCUUGAGGACCAACUGGGAAACACUGGUGAAAAAGUUUGAACUUGGCUCUCCUACCAUUGCAUUCAUGGUGACGGGUGUCACCAACCAGUACUCCACCAGGGAAAUGCUGGAAGAGGUGCGAGGCUUCUUUGGCAUGCUGCAGAGAGAAAGUGGGUCUGGGCUACGCUGCAUCCAGCAGGCUCUGGAGAGCAUCGAGGAGAACAUCCGCUGGAUGGACAAGAACCUGCCUCUGCUCAGCGCCUGGCUGGACAGGAACAUUUUGCAGGACAGGGGCCUGUGAAAUGCAAUGCAGGGUGAAUAGCUGCCUAUUUACCGAGGGUCGGAAAACCCCUAGAUGGGUUACUGGCUUGUUAAAGGUAGAAGGGCCUACUGGACGUAGCCAUCUUGGAUCAUUCUUCAGUUUUUGCUUGAUGGAAGUUUAAUCUCUGGUUGAAUAAAAAGCACUUUUAGAGGAAAACAAUUUAACUGUUCUGAAGAACUGUAAAAGCUGUAAAAUUGAAUGUAUUGGUUGUUCAGUAGUUAGGAGGUCCUCCUCCUGAAUUUUAUUUAAUAUUAGACAAAAUUCCUGAAAAAGGUGUAAAAGUUCUAUGGUAGACAUUAAAAACAAAAGCCUUUUUUUUAAA